UUGCGGCAGUUUCUUUUUUUUUUUUUUUUUUUUGCAGCUCUGGUGAAGGUUCUGUGACUUUUCUGGCUCUGGAAAAAAAGCAUCUGUCCAAUCCGUUCUGUUUCAUCACGACGCGCGUAACUGAGGACUGCAACCGUAAAUUGUGCAGAUUUAUGAACACGAAUUCGUUCUGCCUGCAAACAGGUUGAGUAAACAUGCUUUAAGUGACGUCCAAAAGUGAAGAAGCGGCGUGAGACUUGAGUUUGCGCACCCGCAUGAGUGGGACCAUGCAAAAGCAGCACAGAGAGCAUACAAAUCUGAGGCUGCUGCUGCUUCUUUCCCUCUCCCUCGCGAUCCUCUCCUCCGGAGUGCAGGCUGGUGGGAAGAAGCACAGUGGCCCAUGUGGGGGAAGAGACUGCAGCGGUGGUUGUAAAUGCUUUCCAGAGAAGGGUGCCAGGGGUCCCCCAGGGCCUCUUGGUCCUCAGGGACCACAGGGACCCCCAGGGCGAUCGGGGGAUCCUGGCAUUCAAGGACAAAAGGGACAGAAAGGUGACCAAGGAAUGGGUGGCAUGUUAGGUCCAAAAGGCAGCAUGGGGAUGACUGGUGUACCUGGGUUCUCUGGAAACGAUGGCAUUCCUGGCCACCCAGGACAAGCUGGAUCCAGAGGGAAGCCAGGAGCAGACGGCUGCAAUGGGACCAAAGGAGAAUCGGGGUUCCCAGGAUUACCUGGUUUCAUGGGGGCUCCUGGAAAUCCUGGACAACAUGGCAGGAAGGGAGAGAAGGGAGAUGCUCUGGACGUCACCGUGAUCAUGAAGCGUUUCAGGGGAGACCCAGGGAGACCAGGAGAGAACGGACUGGAUGGGCCUCCAGGAGUACAAGGGUGGGAAGGUAACAGAGGCCCUAUAGGACCCAAGGGUCCUCCGGGUCCUCCAGGUGUUCGUGGACCAAAGGGCACCAUGACCAAAGUGCUGAAGGGAGUCAAAGGACAGCCAGGGGACAUCGGACCACAGGGCGCACCAGGAAACUACACUACUCAGCAACGUCAGCCUAUCGUUGGACCACCCGGGUUACCAGGUGAAAAAGGAGAAAGCGGAGAUGCGGCAGACAACAUAGACGGCAAAGGAGAAACUGGUAUAACUGGGUUCCCUGGGCCCCGGGGUGAAAGUGGUGCAGACGGACUUCCUGGUCUGAGGGGUGAACCUGGUGAUCCAGGGCUGAGUGGCAGCGAUGGUCCUAAGGGAGUCAGAGGUGAUCCAGGAGAGCUGAUUUCAUCAGGAGCUCCUUGGCCUGAUGGUGGUCUUCCUGGAUCCCCUGGUGAGAUGGGUCCACAAGGAGAGAGGGGUCCGAUCGGAGACCAAGGCUUCCCCGGACCUCCUGGACUUCCUGCCGCUGACACACAGCAACAAGUUUGGGAUUUCUUCGGCCCUCUUGGUUUUAAAGGAGGGAAAGGAGACAAAGGUCUAACAGGAGACCAAGGAAGACCUGCUGCCUUUCCAGGACCCCCAGGAUUCGAUGGACCUCCGGGGAGCAGAGGCCCCCCUGGACCCAAAAGAUCAUGGAAAGAGUUUUUUAAAGGAGAUGAAGGAUUCCGGGGAAGACCUGGCAACGCAGGAGCUAGAGGAUUUAAAGGUGAUCAUGGAGAAUGUAACUGCAGUAGCGAAAUGUUCCCCCGUGGUUUACCUGGUCCUGCCGGUGAGCCAGGUGAUGCUGGAAUGACCGGAGAGUUUGGGUAUGAUGGGGAUAUAGGAGAACCAGGUCCCCGAGGAGCCAAUGGGUUGCCUGGAUCUAUUGGCCCUUAUGGUUUUCAGGGGCCCAAAGGUAGAAAAGGAGAAACCGGUGUCGCAAGACAAAAAGGAAAUCCUGGAGACCCUGGAGAUCCAGGAAAUGAUGGAGGGGUAGGGAUACCUGGUGCUCCAGGCCCAAAUGGUCUUCAUGGUUUGCCUGGUAACCGCGGUCCUCCAGGCGAAAGACCCAGGGGAGAACCUGGAGACAAAGGGUUCCCUGGAUGGCCCGGUACACCAGGUCCUGCUGGGGUUGUGGGAAUACCAGGUGAAAACUUUGCAGGUCUCAAAGGACAGCAUGGUCCACCCGGAGAUGAAGGCCUCGCCGGGUAUGAUGGAGUUCAGGGAACACCUGGAAGUCCGGGCGGCUGUGUUCCACAUGGAGAUGGAGGACAGGUGGAUGUGACAGGUGCUUGUGAACCUAUCCCAGGUCCUCCUGGUCUGCCUGGACCUCCCGGACUAAGUGGAAUAUCAGGUUCCCCAGGAGUUCCUGGCCCAAAAGGCUUGACAGGUGUAAGCGGGAUCCAGGGAGAGAAAGGAGAACAAGGAGAGCGAGGCACAGGCGGCUUUCCUGGACCACAAGGUUUUCCUGGUCCCCGUGGAGACUUAGGGAUUCCUGGCAGUAAAGGUUCGGUAGGGACCCCCGGUGAGCCCGGUAUGGCUGGCCGACAUGGGUCUCAGGGCGAAAAGGGUGUUCAUGGAGAAAUAAUGGGAGCAUCACCUGGGCCUUCAGGUGACCCAGGAGCACCUGGUCUGCAAGGAAAAAAGGGCCACAGUGGGGAUCCAGGGCCGCUAGGUUUUUCAGGAAUAGCCGGUAUGCCUGGCAUGAUCGGUUUCAAGGGAUUGAAAGGCACCCCAGGCUUGCCAGGGGAAGAGGGAAGACCUGGGCCAGCUGGUACAUAUGGCUUUCCUGGUGAUUCUGGUAGAUCGGGCCCACCUGGUCCUGCUGGUGCAACUGGAGAACCAGGAAUAACCGGGCAGAGAGGAACAGAAGGAGACCCAGGUCCUCCAGGUCCGAUAGGAUUGAAAGGAAUGCCAGGUGUUUAUGGAGAUGGUGGCCCCACUGGACAGCAUGGCCCACCAGGUGACCCUGGACAACCAGGCUCACCUGGACGACGGGGAAUUCAAGGAUUGAAGGGGCAAAAAGGUUCUCGUGGAAUGUUUGGUUUUGAGGGUGUUGAAGGAAAUCCUGGUUUGAAGGGCUAUGAAGGGCAAAAAGGAGGGCCUGGAGUGCCUGGUGAAGUUGGCCUGAAAGGACAGACAGGCAUAAAGGGAGAGAAAGGUGAGUGUGGUCUGACAGGUCCACCGGGGGUGAUGUCCCCUAAGAUGCUUCUCCACAUAAAGGGGCUUAAAGGAGACCAUGGACAUGAAGGCAUUCUGGGUUUUACGGGGCCAAGAGGUGUCAAAGGUGGCCAAGGUGUGCCAGGCUCUGAUGGAGCUCAUGGUCUUCCAGGGGAACCCAGCAAUGAAAAGGGUGUCUAUGGAGAUCCAGGUGCACAGGGCCUGCCAGGGAUUAAGGGAAUGCCAGGGUCACCUGGAAACAGAGGCAUUCAAGGCUUUGAAGGAAUGCAGGGCAACAAGGGUGGCAAAGGAGGCCCUGGCGCCUACGGUCAGUCAGGAGUGAAAGGAAGGAAGGGGGUCAAAGGUGACAAAGGCAUUCGUGUAGACCUUCCAGGAUCUCCAGGACUGAGAGGAGAUGAUGGAUUCCCAGGAGAACCAGGUGUGAAAGGAUUGCUUGGACCAAUUGGGGACAGGGGUAUAACUGGAUUUGAUGGUAUCGAAGGGGUAAAGGGAGAAUCCGGGGGUCUGGGAACAGUAGGAUACCCAGGUUUGGAUGGGGAGAGAGGAACUGCAGGUAACCAAGGUCAAAAGGGUUUUCCUGGAAAUCCAGGGAGAGAUGGUCCACCGGGCGAUCCUGGCUUCUCUGGAGCUACAGGUUACCCCGGGCUUAAGGGUCUCUAUGGAUUAGACGGACUGAAAGGCCAAAAGGGUGUCCAAGGAACACCAGGGCCGGACUUUGUGGGACCUGCUGGAGAGACAGGAGUUAAAGGACGAAAAGGAGAAAGCGGUAUUCCCAACAGCCAGCCUGGUGCUCCAGGUCCAGAGGGUUUAAAAGGCUUCCAGGGACCUCAAGGUGACUUUGGCCAACCCGGACUGCCAGGAUUUCGUGGCCUUCAAGGACCAGACGGGACCUCAGACAUUCCGGGCCCAAGGGGGGAUCCUGGCUUUCCAGGACCUCCAGGAUUCCAAGGUUAUCCUGGAGCAAGUGGACAGCCUGGUGUGGAUGCAUUCCCAGGACAGAAAGGUGUGCCAGGAGAAACUGGGUUCCCUGGUUCCCCUGGUAGGAGAGGAUAUAGAGGAGAUCCAGGUCCAGCAGGGUACAGGGGCCAUGAUGGAGUGUCUGGAAAGAAAGGAGUGAAAGGAGACCAAGGUUACAUGGGAGAUCCUGGACAGAUUGGUGUAAAAGGACAAAGAGGACCAGUGGGUCCGAAAGGAGAAACUGGAUUCCCAGGUUUUCCUGGGGCACCUGGCAGCCGGGGUCCGCCUCCAACCUUUGUGACAAUUCCAGGAGAAAGAGGUCCUCCAGGACCACAGGGUAUCCAAGGCCCAAAAGGGUUUACAGGGGAGCCAGGACCUCGAGGCCCACCUGGAAAUGCAGGGUUCAUGGGACCCAUUGGAGAAAAAGGCAUGCCAGGAAUUAAUGGGAUUCCCGGAAUGCCGGGAUUCCGUGGAGAGGUGGGCAAUGUGGGGCACCCUGGUCUCCAAGGCAUGGAAGGUCAAAGAGGCAGGCCCGGAGGCCGAGGAUUACCUGGUAUGGCUGGCCGCAGUAUCAGCGUGGGCUACUUGCUCGUAAAACACAGUCAGUCAGAGCAGACGCCGAUGUGCCCCGUGGGAAUGUCUAAACUGUGGGAUGGUUACAGUCUGCUGUACCUGGAGGGUCAGGAGAAGGCCCACAACCAGGAGCUCGGUUUGGCUGGUUCCUGCCUCCGACGGUUCAGCACCAUGCCCUUUCUGUACUGUAACCCUGGGGACAUUUGUUACUAUGCCAGCAGGAAUGAUAAGUCCUACUGGUUGUCAACCACUGCUCCCCUUCCCAUGAUGCCUGUGGAGGAAAAAGAAAUCAAGCCAUACAUCAGCCGUUGCUCGGUUUGUGAGGCUCCAUCAGUCGCUAUUGCAGUUCAUAGUCAGGACAUCACCAUCCCACAGUGUCCUGUGGGCUGGAGGAGCCUGUGGAUUGGCUACUCCUUCCUCAUGCACACGGCAGCAGGAAACGAAGGCGGCGGUCAGUCCCUGUCAUCUCCUGGCUCCUGCUUGGAGGACUUCCGCACAACACCGUUCAUCGAGUGUAAUGGAGCCAAGGGCACAUGCCACUACUUUGCUAACAAACACAGCUUCUGGCUGACAUCAAUAGACAAGUCGUUCCACUCUCAGCCGUCAUCGGAGACGCUAAAAGCGGGCCAGCUCCUUUCACGCAUCAGCCGCUGCCAGGUCUGCAUGAAGAACCUGUGAGGAGGACCUGAAGUUCUCACCUGAGUCCAUGCCAACAAGUAACACUAAUCCAGAGCUCAGAUAUGCAAUGAUUGUGCAAUUCUUCGAGCUUUAAUGUGCACUGUAGACACAGCAGGAAAAGCCAUAUAAUAAGAACAACUGCACCAUCAAACAACUGUAUGUUUUUAUUUCUGUUAUUUUUUGUGUUAAAUUUGUUUUGGUGCUUAUUUUUUAACUUAUUACCUCAGUUAUAGUGAUACGUUGUUAAGCAUCAAAGUACAGCUGAACCAAAGAUGUUUCUGCUAACUAUGUAUUUCUUCUGUGGUUGAGGUGUUGCAGAUCUACAAUAGAGCCACUAACACUGCCUCCCAGUCAGCUGAGGGGGUCAGAGGUGUAUUUUAAUAUCCUGCAUCAUUUUAAUUGCUUGUUCAAAACCUAUUUUUCUAUAGUCACAGCACGCUGUGCUCUUUUUUUAUGCAUGUAUCAACUACUGUUAGCUCAUCUGUUUUUCAUAUGUUCACUGAAUGCACUGAUUCUGUUUAGACAUUUAAAUUAAAGGAGCUCGACCCUC
Girardinichthys multiradiatus is the source of this 5820-nucleotide messenger RNA. It is a transcript of the gene col4a2, whose product is annotated as collagen, type IV, alpha 2. Lineage: Eukaryota; Metazoa; Chordata; Actinopteri; Cyprinodontiformes; Goodeidae. The record is from RefSeq and is a predicted model, not a curated record. Bases 255 to 5270 code for a protein of 1671 amino acids. The transcript is spliced from 48 exons. Gene Ontology annotation, cellular component: collagen trimer. Gene Ontology annotation, molecular function: extracellular matrix structural constituent.